CGGAGAAGGUAACGAGUUCCUCCCGAUCGUCAAUAAUUUGUGUAUGUUCAAAUUCUAGAAGAUUGGCAUUUGAGUAAAAGGGGGCAUUUUUAUGAUGUCCUUUUAGUCGUCAGUGAGCCGUUUUAGGGCCACGGCACUUAAACGUCGGACGAGGCGACAACAGACUGUCUCCUCUCAAAUCUAUGCAUACAGUUUGGCUGUUUAGCAAAAAUUGAAAUGGGUGCUUAUCAGAGUAGUCAAUCAGAAUGGAGCAAAAACAAGUAUUUGCUUAUGAUGAUAGAUUCUAAAUCGCAGAUACCAAAAACAGAUCCUUUUUGGGAUGAACUCCUUUCCUACAAUCCUAGAGUGACCUUAGAAAAUCAUGGGAAAGAUGUGUACAAUUAUUCAUAUGAACUUGCUAAAAAAUGGAAUACGACCAACAAGAAUAACGAAAACGUUAGCGUUUUACUCCAGAUUUUCUUAGAAAGUGCUGACAAAUUACCUUACAACGAGGAAGCUGAUUUUGAUUCACAUGAAGUCGAUUGCUUACGGCCUUACAAUGCAUUGUUCAUUCUAAGAGUGUUCUUACAUUAUGUUGUUCAAAUGCACGAGACACUCAUGUUGAAACAACUGACGCAAGUGCGAGCAUCAGCCUCUCCUCAGGAAGAGGACACUACAGAAUUGAUUGACGUGCUUUUACACAUUGUUAUAGAUUUACCAGUAAGGGAGAAAACAUACCUACUUCAUCUUGAGUGUAUGAACAUGCUGUUGGUUUUGUUGUCAACAGAAUUUUAUAGGAGAGGAUGUACUAUCGAAGUUUAUGAUAUGAUUUUUGAGCAUAAAAGAGGUGAUGAGCUGAGUAAAAUAUUACUCAAGAGGUUUACUCAACAACAUAAAAUGCCACACCCUGACAAAUUAUACUCUUCGUCAGGAGGAAGCAUUAUAUUAGACAUAGCAGCUGACAUUAUUGGAUAUUUUAUGCCUCAUGAAAAUGAAGACGCACCUUUGGCCAGAACUGCUUUGCUAUUACUCAACGUGCUCAUCAAUCACCAGGAUGAUUGGCAGGUGAAUAGGUACAGCCUUUACCUCCAUUCUCUUUCUGAUGGUUUGGAAGAUAUUUGUAAAACAAUUUUUUCAGUUAUGGACAAAGAGGAAACUAGUCUUUUGUUAUAUAAUUUAUUGGAAAGGAACAGUAGUUUUAAACCCCUUAUGGUGGCACAAAAUGACAUUGAAUCUUGGAUGCUGCCAAUGUUACAAACUAUUUAUAAAGCUUCGGAUGCAAGUGGCCACCAUGUUUAUAUGUCGUUAAUAAUAUUGCUGAUUCUGAGUGAAGAUAGGGAAUUCAAUAAAAAAAUCCAUACAACUAUGACAAAAAAUGUAACCUGGUUUGUAGACCGCCAUCUCGGUGAAAUUUCAUUGGGAGGCUUAACUAUAUUAGUGACAGCAAGGACUGUGCAAUAUAAUUUACUGAAAAUGAGAGACGAAUACCUUCAUUCCAACUGCCUUGCUGCUCUCUCCAAUAUGUCUUCCCAUUUUUCCAACCUCCAUCCUUACGUAUGCCAAAGACUUGUCGGCCUGUUUGAAGUCCUGGCAAAAACAUACAACCGGACCAAACAUGAGUUGCUACCCAUAGAGAGAGCUCUUAGAAUUAUUUUGGAAGUCCUAAAUUCUUGUCUCUCAAAUCAAUUGGCUUCUAAUCCCAAUUUGAUAUAUACUUUGUUGUAUAAAAAGGGUAUUUUCGAGCCCUUCAGGAACAAUCCUGCAUUUAAUGAUAUCAUCAAUAACCUUGAUCAGGUGUUGGAAUAUUUUACUUCAACGCUCGAAAAAACAAAUGACCCCUGUAAUGAUGUAAAUGUAGUUCUGAAGAUAAUUAUCGAAGCGUCGGCCAAAUGGCCAUCCCAUAGACUGCAAAAAUUUCCAGAACUAAGGUUCAGAUACAUUGAAGAAGAUUCUACAGGGGAGUUUUUUAUACCGUAUGUGUGGAAAUUAGUCUCGCAGUACUCGUAUGUACACGGUACUAUUAAAGACGACUGAAAAGAUUAUAUAAACUUGGGAGAAUGGUCAUUCUUGUCACUGUGUAUGUUUCUACAAUGAUGUGGGUUUUCAACUUUUGAAACCUGCUAGGAAUACAAUUUAUUUUCCUAGCAUUGUUAUCCGUUUAUUAAACUAAUAUAAUAAAUGUUUAUAUUUUAUAUAAUA
Molecule: messenger RNA, 2178 nt
Organism: Cimex lectularius (bed bug)
Lineage: Eukaryota; Metazoa; Arthropoda; Insecta; Hemiptera; Cimicidae
Product: dymeclin
Exons: 14
Coding region: 217-2013 (598 amino acids)
Biological process (GO): Golgi organization
Cellular component (GO): Golgi apparatus
Source: RefSeq, a predicted model, not a curated record